Messenger RNA from Hemibagrus wyckioides, 1225 nucleotides. Its product is annotated as immunoglobulin kappa light chain-like. The coding region runs from base 196 to 1140 and encodes 314 amino acids. The record is from RefSeq and is a predicted model, not a curated record. Lineage: Eukaryota; Metazoa; Chordata; Actinopteri; Siluriformes; Bagridae. The transcript has 7 exons. Gene Ontology annotation, biological process: response to bacterium.
CACACACUACACACACAGAGUACACAGUUGGAGUGUGUUCCAGUGCUUUGCACUGCUGCACAAUGGAGAUAAUUCAGUGAGGCAAACCACAAAUUCUUCUAGCCGUAGAAAGAUUAGUUGCCCAGCGCAUGUGCUACAAGAAUAGAUGAGAAUAAAUAUUUCUGCUUCUGUUGCCAAAGUUCAGUCAGACUGAAGAUGCUGAUGUUGAUGUGGAUUACAGCAUUGAUUUUUCAUAAAACUGAUUCUGCCCAAGAAAACCAAUCUAUUAUUCAGCCAGACUCAAUGGUUAUUGCCGAUGUUGGUGAUAGCGUGACUCUGCGCUGCUUUCGACCAGAAGAGGAAACCAGUGGAAGCAUCAUUUGGUACAAGCAAAAAGUAGGACAUGAGCCUCGAGCUAUGGUCACAGUUAAUUAUGAACCUAUUUGGGAAAAUCAGUUCAAGUCACCAAGAUUCUGUAUCAAGAAAGAAAAAAGGGGCUUCCAUUUAAAUAUUGCUAACCUAGAACCAUCAGAUGAAGCCAUGUAUUACUGCAGCCUCAUGAAAUUUUCACCGGUCUUCGGAAAAGGAACAUUUUUAACAGUAAAAGAUGACAGAGAUGUAAAAGUGUCAGUGUGGCAGCACGGGAUGUCGGACUCGGUUCCUGCAGGAGCCUCAGUGACUCUGCAGUGCUCGGUUCUCUCUGAGAGCAGAGCAGCAGAACUCCAAGUGCUCUGGUUCAGAGCUGCUCCACCACAAUCCCAUCCUCAAAUCAUUUACACUCAUCACAACAGCAGCCAUCAGUGUGAGAGCGGCUCUUCUACACACACCUGUGUGUACAACUUCACCAAGAACAUCCUCAGCCUCAAUGAUACUGGAACUUACUACUGUGCUGUGGCCCUGUGUGGGAAGAUCGUAUUUGGAAAUGGGACACAAAUUCAGCUGGGUAAGAAGACACUCACUGAUCAGUGCUUCAAGGGAUCUGAUGCUGUAAUGAUCUGCCUUGCUGUAGCUUUGGUACUGUGUGUUGUGGUGAUCUCUGUUCAAGUUAGUUUAAACUGCAAAAACCAAAACUUUGACUAUCACAUGGUGAAAGUUUCACAAGACACAAUGCACAAUCAGGACGAUGAUACAGUGGAGGUGAAUUAUACUGCCAUAAAUUAAAAUAAAUUAAUGAAAACCAAAAGUGAAAGAGCCAAGAGAUGAACUACAUGAUCAUGUUUAUUCUCAAGUGCUACAUAUUCCUGUU